UGCUCUACCUUGCCGGAAAUGGCUGUUGAGCGUGGAGUUCCUGAGCUGGGAGGAAGGCCAGGCGUGGAACGUCCCGCCUAGGGGAGCGAUGAAGCCGCUGUGCCGGGGCUCCGUCAGUGCGAGUGGGGCGCUGGAGGUGUAGGUAGGCGAGCUGGCAUGGGAGCCGCGCCAUCCCGCCCGUUCGCCCAAAGGAUUCAUAUGGACUAAAGAUUCAUUGACCACUAUAAUGGAAAAAUCAUGGAUGCUUUGGACUGUCAUUGAAAAAUGGCUACUUGCUUUGGUGUCAUGGUCCUGGAGUCUCUGCCGUAUUUCUCUCUUAUCUUUGAUAGUAACUUUUCAUUUGUAUGGAGGUAUUAUUUUACCUCUGUUAAUAUUUGUAUCUAUUGCAGGUAUAUUAUAUAAAUUUCAGGAUGUGUUGCUUUAUUUCCCAGAGCAACCUUCUUCAUCACGGCUUUAUGUUCCUAUGCCUACUGGUAUCCCACAUGAAAAUAUUUUCAUCAGAACCAAAGAUGGUGUGUUGCUCAAUUUAAUACUUCUCCGAUUUACAGUGGACAAUUCCUCAUACUCACCUACUAUCAUUUACUUUCAUGGGAAUGCGGGAAACAUUGGUCACAGACUGCCAAAUGCUUUGUUGAUGCUAGUGAACCUGAAAGUAAACUUAUUGCUGGUUGAUUAUAGAGGCUAUGGAAAAAGUGAAGGAGAAGCAAGUGAAGAUGGCAUCUACUUAGAUUCUGAGGCUGUUCUAGAUUAUGUGAUGACUAGAUCUGAUCUUGAUAAGACAAAGAUUUUUCUCUUUGGCCGUUCCUUAGGAGGGGCAGUUGCUAUUCAUUUGGCAUCUGAAAAUUCCCAUAGGAUUUCUGCCAUCAUGGUGGAGAACACAUUCCUUAGUAUUCCACAUAUGGCUAGCACUCUAUUUUCUUUCAUCCCAAUGAGGUAUCUCCCUUUGUGGUGCUAUAAAAACAAAUUUUUAUCUUAUAGAAAAAUAUCUCAGUGUAGAAUGCCAUCACUUUUCAUCUCUGGGCUGUCUGACCAGUUGAUUCCCCCAGUUAUGAUGAAGCAGCUUUAUGAACUUUCCCCUGCUCGGACUAAACGGUUGGCAAUAUUUCCUGAUGGAACUCAUAAUGACACUUGGCAGUGCCAAGGUUACUUCACUGCACUUGAACAGUUCAUCAAAGAAGUGAUGAAGAGUCACUCUCCUGAAGAAAUGGCAAAAAUGUCAUCAAAUGUAACAAUAAUAUGACUAUAAUUCCAGUCUAUCUUUCUGAUACAAUUGCAUUGUACCUGGAUUUGUGGAAGUGAAAAAGAAUUGCCUUUUUAAAAAUGUGUUCUGUCUGUAAUAAUCUAAAGAGUGCAAUUAAACAUGGAGAGAUCUACUAA
Messenger RNA from Varanus komodoensis (Komodo dragon), 1377 nucleotides. It is a transcript of the gene ABHD13, whose product is annotated as abhydrolase domain containing 13. Gene Ontology annotation, molecular function: palmitoyl-(protein) hydrolase activity. Gene Ontology annotation, cellular component: membrane. Lineage: Eukaryota; Metazoa; Chordata; Lepidosauria; Squamata; Varanidae. The record is from RefSeq and is a predicted model, not a curated record. The transcript is spliced from 2 exons. Bases 227 to 1240 code for a protein of 337 amino acids.